CAGCAUUACCUUAACGUUAUUAUCAUUCGUCAUCCAUCAUCCACCAUUCACCAUCCACCAUUUACCACAAAGUUGCCAAAACACCAUUCUAUAUACGUCUUAGACUAGUUAGACUAAUAAACUAGGGUCGUCGCAAAGAUGAGGUAGUAAUUUAAUUACUUACCUAACCAACCGCAGCAUAUACAUACGGAACACCUAGAAACAUGGCUUCGGCAGCGGCAUCUUCUCCGUCCCCGUCCGCCAUCCCACAGACCCUCUGGGAUCUGCAGGUUCCAGUCCUCGUGACCCAUGCGAGCGCGCCUAAUGCGCCCUUUGUCGCAUCGGUGCCGCGCUUCAGUUACCUAGCCCUGCUGCUGCCGCGCCUGUCCGCUUACUUCGGCUUGCCGUGCUCCAGCUUCCAUUACGAGGACGUACUGCUGCGCAAUCUUGCCGUCGGUUUGCUCGUCGACCUGUACCAGCCCACCUUGCCAUGGCGUCUCACCGUUGCCGAUGGCCUAAGUUGGGAUAUCGGUGAUACUUUUCUAAAUAGCGCCAAAGAGGCCGACUUUAUACGAAACGGCAAUGCGCACCAGAUCAUGUCGCUAUCCAAAGAGCAUACCACCGCCCUAUGGAACGCGGUGCAAGAUAAUGACUACGCCUCCUUCGCCAAAGUCAACGCGCGCCUCCUCAACACCUCGCGCGGCCUGCGUAACGUGCCUAUCCGCGUGUACAUCCCGCACUCCCCCGACGACCCGGCCGCCGACAGCCAAGCCGGGUCGUUCAAGGUCGUGCAAUCGCUCGUGCAGCCGCGCGUCAGCGAGCGCCAUCCCCAGACCCUCGGCGCUGCUCUCCGCAGCCUACUACCCAGCCUGUUCCCCAGCAGCCGGGACCCCGUGCUCGCGGACGCGGUCCUACACGGCGUUCGCGUGCCCUUUGGGGCUCCGCUUGAGGAGCUCAUGCGCGAGGCGGCGUAUCCGGAUGGAUGGCUGUGCCUCGUCGUCAAGCCGUUAGACGUGUAGUGACUUUUCCUAAUGAACUAACUAUCUAGGUAGAUAGGGCCCUUAAUAUAGCGUAUGCGUACGUGCUUUUUCGGUCAUAGGGAGGUUUAGACGGUUUGCUAUGUAAGGGGUAGGGCGCAACGGGUUGGAGGAACAUUGCUACGAUACCUUAGGUAUUUAGAAGCGCGGGGACGAGUUAUGUAGUACGAGCGGCACGGCUACGUUCCUGAGCAAGGCUAUAUAGCAUGGCGUUAUGCUGAUCGGCUUGUUCCUACUUAGAAUGUACUUUCAUCGUGAUAUUACUUAUUAAGGAUAUCUAUCUUCA
Messenger RNA from Daldinia vernicosa, 1302 nucleotides. Its product is annotated as autophagy protein Apg5-domain-containing protein. The coding region runs from base 204 to 998 and encodes 264 amino acids. The record is from RefSeq and is a predicted model, not a curated record. The transcript has 4 exons. Gene Ontology annotation, cellular component: phagophore assembly site membrane; cytoplasm; Atg12-Atg5-Atg16 complex. Lineage: Eukaryota; Fungi; Ascomycota; Sordariomycetes; Xylariales; Hypoxylaceae. Gene Ontology annotation, biological process: autophagosome assembly; C-terminal protein lipidation; autophagy of mitochondrion.